AUGGCGAGCCCCGGCCUGGGGCUGCUCCUGGCGCUCGGCCUGCCACUGCUGCCGGCCUCCUGGGACCAGGUCUGGGGACAAACACUGGAGCCCUCCCAAGUAACUCAGAACAUCACCAUUACUCCCGCUGGGCCCAGCUCGGAUGGAGCCCUGUCCCAGGAGGCCAUCACCGCCAUCAUCGUGGUCUUCUCCAUCCUGGCCGCCCUGCUCCUGGCUGUAGGGCUGGCGCUGCUGGUGCGGAAGCUGCGGGAGAAACGGCAGACGGAGGGCACCUACCGGCCCAGCAGCGAGGAGCAGUCGUCCCAUGCAGCUGAGGCCCGGCCUCCACAGGACUCGAAGGAGACGGUGCGGGGCUGUCUGCCCAUCUAG
Messenger RNA from Orycteropus afer afer, 369 nucleotides. RefSeq names its product crumbs cell polarity complex component 3 (gene CRB3). The transcript is spliced from 4 exons. The record is from RefSeq and is a predicted model, not a curated record. Bases 1 to 369 code for a protein of 122 amino acids. Lineage: Eukaryota; Metazoa; Chordata; Mammalia; Tubulidentata; Orycteropodidae.